This is a messenger RNA of Culex pipiens pallens (northern house mosquito), 8213 nucleotides long. Its product is annotated as F-box/LRR-repeat protein 16. Gene Ontology annotation, biological process: SCF-dependent proteasomal ubiquitin-dependent protein catabolic process. The record is from RefSeq and is a predicted model, not a curated record. The transcript is spliced from 6 exons. Lineage: Eukaryota; Metazoa; Arthropoda; Insecta; Diptera; Culicidae. Gene Ontology annotation, molecular function: protein binding. Gene Ontology annotation, cellular component: SCF ubiquitin ligase complex. Bases 1006 to 2616 code for a protein of 536 amino acids.
GAUAGAUCACGGCGCAGAAAGGUCGUCGUUUUGUCGCGUUCCUCGACUGAAGGUGUGUGAGUGUUUGUGUGUUCGGAUUUUUUUCUGUGAACUGGAAAAAAGGAGACUUUUCCUCGGAAAAGGCACCCCUCAAGGGCAUAAGGAUUAUUGGAUUUACGUGCCGGACGACGGGUCACUCUUUGGGAUAAACCCCCCAAAAAUACGUCGAGUUGAGUCGCGAAUCUCGGCCCCAAAGCAAUAACAACAAAAUUUCUCCCCCUCACACACACACAAUCAAAGCUGAGCAUUUCUCUUCCGUGAGAGCGGUGCAGGACUUUCUCUCACUCUCGCGAAGGAAGUUCGUUCGCGCCACUUCGGAAAUCUGUACUAGUGUGCGUGUGUGUGAAAGCAACGUGCAGUGGGUGGCGCGCGACUUGGCGACUUGGCGAUUGUUUAUUUACCAGUCCCGUUCAGCAGCAGUUGGGUGAAGGCCGUCGCUGCAGAAAGGCUGCCAGUGUCGAAGUGAGCACGGAACGAGGACGCAAGGAUCCUUUGAAGGGGAUCAUCUGGUUUUCGGGGGGAGUUGGUGUGUGUGUUCUCCAGGUUGAAGGGGGGUUGGGAGAAAGGUCGAAAGGGCAGACCUCAGCUGGAUGUUCCAGGAUUCAGGAUGAUGGCUAUAAAUCAAUGAUUGGAGUGUUCUGCAACAAGGGGGAAAAAAGUGAAGUGUGGUGAACCUGUUCAGGAGCAGUGCAAAGUGUGCGGAAAUGAUUGCAUAAGUUCUUUUGUUCUCGAGUAGUAGCAUAAUUGUGAGAAGCAGCAUCGCGUAAGGAAGAAAAACACGAGCCAGGUUGGGAAAAACGUGAAGAGAAAAUCGAUGGUUGAAGGUGCAGUUGAAGUGAUUCCAAAGAAAUUCAACCUACAAUAGCAAAGCUUGAAUAGUACAACUCCGUACAAAAGCACAAAAGGAGGAGGGCCUAGUGUAGUGUCCUUUUCGAAGGGGUUUCCACCUGUGGUGUGCGAGGGUGAAUGUUGAAAAUGUCCUCCAUAUCCGCUCAGGGAGUGGUUGAGCGAGCCUCGGCCGAGCUUUCGAAGCGCAUCAACGGCCUUGGGCUGCGCUCGAAGCACCACCACAGCAGCGGAAGCAGUAAAUCUGGCGAGAAGACAAGCGUGAUGGAACGCGUCACCAAUGUGCUGUGCGGCGGUUCCAGCAGUAACAACGCGUCGGCACAAUCGGCCGCCGCGGCCAACGCUGGCAACGCCCCUGGCGCCGGAGGCGCUCCAGAAAAGCCGUCACGAAUAUCCGGCGGCGGUGGAACGAUCGCCGUGUCCAACAGCGGGAAGGGAUCAUCCGCCAACAAGUCCCAGUCCAACACGCCCCAAAGCAUCCGGAAGAUCCCGCACCAACAUCACACCGGAAUGAACCACCACGGAAAAAUGAUCGCCGCAACGCCGCCACCGCCCCAGAUAACCACGAUCGAGCAGCUGCUGCAGGACGAACGUUUCCUGAACCGCUUCUUCCUUUACUUUUCCUCCUUCGAGCGGUGCACGCUGGCUCAGGUGUGUCAAAAGUGGCGCGAUAUGCUCUAUCGAUCGCCGCGCUACUGGUCUGGGCUGGUUCCGGUGCUGCAGUGUCGCGAACUGCGGCUGACCUCCAACCAGGACCGCGUGAAGCUGUACAAUUCGCUCAUUCGGCGCAGCUUCCACGCCAUCUGUCUGAUGGGCGCUACCGAUGAGGACGCGCUGGAUCUGGUGCACUCGUUUCCGCUGGCGUCCAAACACGUGCACUCGUUGAGCUUGCGGUGUGCGUCGAUCAGCGAUCGUGGGCUGGAGGCGCUGCUGGAUCAUCUGCAGUCACUGUUCGAGCUGGAGCUGGCAGGAUGUAACGAAAUCACCGAAGCCGGCCUGUGGGCCUGCCUGACGCCCCGGAUAGUGUCCCUGUCGCUGGCGGACUGCAUCAACGUGGCCGACGAAGCGGUCGGAGCCGUUGCACAACUGUUGCCUUCACUGUACGAGUUCUCGCUGCAGGCGUACCACGUAACGGAUGCAGCCCUUGGUUAUUUCUCGCCCAAACAAAGUCACAGCCUAAGCAUCCUACGGUUACAGUCCUGCUGGGAACUCACGAACCACGGAGUGGUGAAUAUCGUGCAUUCGCUGCCCCACCUCACAGUAUUAUCGCUCUCGGGCUGCAGCAAGGUGACGGACGACGGCGUCGAGCUGAUCGCCGAGAACCUGCAGAAGCUGCGCGCCCUGGACCUGUCCUGGUGUCCGCGGAUAACGGACGCCGCCCUCGAGUACAUUGCCUGUGAUCUGAACCAGCUGGAGGAGCUGACCCUCGACCGCUGCGUCCACAUAACCGACAUCGGCGUCGGUUACAUCUCGACGAUGCUGUCCCUGUCGGCGCUGUUUCUGCGCUGGUGCACCCAAAUCCGGGACUUUGGCCUGCAGCACCUGUGCUCGAUGCGGAACCUGCAGGUGCUGUCGCUGGCCGGCUGCCCCCUGCUCACCUCGUCCGGCCUGUCCAGCCUGAUUCAGCUGCGCCACCUGCAGGAACUGGAGCUGACCAACUGUCCGGGCGCGUCCCAGGAGCUGUUCGACUACCUGCGGGAGCACUUGCCGCGCUGUUUGCUGAUCGAAUAAUGAUCCGGUUGUUGUUAAGGCUGGUUGGUCCCCCAAGCUACUGUUGUGUCCACCCCCCCGCUCCCAACUCGAGGAAGAGAGCAGAGCAAGGCAAAUUUGUAUAGAGAGAAAAGCAAACAUUUACCUGAGGCGUGUUUACUUAAAGCCGUUUUGCAAGUGAUUACAAAUAAGUUGACAAAUUAAGCAUAAUGAAGAAAAGCCCGCGUUACGCUAAGCAAAUGAAGAGACAGAUUACUUUUAAUGCCACCGUUGCCACUUUGGAUAAUUGUGUGAUCCCCUCAACCCCAACCCCCUCUAUUUCCACUUCUAGAAGCAAAGAGAGACAUCCUAACAAGCGCUAAUCCGCACAGCUUGUACUCAGACAGGCAAAUUAGAUCCGUACAAUUAUAGUCUUCGGAGAAGCGCGAGCGCGCACGUGGGAUUCACGUUGAAGGAGGGAAUCGUUAUAAUUGAUUGGCUGGCGUGAAAGUUCGUUUUCCGAUCCCCAGCACCCACGUGGCAAUCAAUCAGUAGAGGGUGAGUAGGAUGGUACCAGCAGAAAUUGUUUACCCACCACUUCGCGACUCUAUUUUAUACAGUCUAUAACAAUUGUUUAAUGUGAGACUUGAGCAGACACGAAGAAAGGGUAGAUUUUUUUUAUUUCCAGAUUUGCAAGACGAUGUUUUUUCGUUUGAAAUUAUUAAUGAUGCCAAAUGAAGAUGGAUAUAACUUAUCAAUGACCCUGACCACGUGCCAGCUCUCUGAAUACGCGCUAGUCUCAACUGCCUGACACUGAAGAAUUCCCAACUCUCAAGAAUCUUCACUAAUGAGCCUUCUGUCACGCCCUUUCUAAUAGUGACACUCUGCUGUAACAAUGUCUCUCCUCUCCCCAGUCCAGUAGAAAGCUAAUUAAAUUAGGACGAUGCCUUUGAUUACUGUGGCCCGGCCGUGCUUCCAGCUUUGAACCUCUGAGCAGCUUUCGCGAUAAUGAACCCAUCAUUGUUCCGUCUUUCUUGUCCGGACAGUAACCAAACCCUUCUUUUCUCCAUACAAAAAGAUGUCACACUUCGAUGGUCUUCAUUGGAUCUGUUGUACGGAAGUCGAUGUAAGGAUGUAAGGUGUUCAUUGGAAGACAAGAAAAAACCAUUUCAAGCAACUUCAAGCAAAGUGUCUACAUGUUUCAAGCUGUUUCUACGAAUUUGCGUGACGAUUGGUGUACACACUACUAAUGCGAUAAUGGCUGUGUAGAUAUAAACAAAAAUAUGUCGUAAAAAAAGCCCCCUCGAGAUUAGUUUCCGUUGAGCUAGCUUAUAGAAGUGAUUUUUCGUCGUCCCCCUUUUCCCUCAAACUCGUUUGUGACCAUUUUUGACGAGAGUGCAAUUUGUGCAGCGUGUGUCGAAGUCGAAUUUUGUGAGUCGUUUUAAUCAAAUCAUACUAAGAGAAACAUAGUUUAUUAAAACAAAACUAAUCACGGUUAGUAAUAUUACCAAAAAACAAACAAACAAAAACGCUAAACUAAGGAAAAAACCCUCCCCCCACAAACAAAACAAAAAAAAAAAUUGUUAUGAUACAUUACCCUACUGUAAAGUGUUGGAAGCGCUGAAAUUAACGGCAGAAAAAAAAACAGAAUAUGUUGUACAUAUUUUUUAAAUGUAAGCGAAACGAAGCCACUUGUUGAACGUAUAUUGUAGAGUCCUAUUAAAAGUAAAAUUAUAAUUAAAAAAAAUAGACGAGAAAGAAGAAAAAGCGCAGUGAACAAAAAAAGUCCUUAACAAAAAAGUUUUCUUACCAGUAUAAAUGCGAUCCUAACUAUAAAUUAGCAAACAACAAAUGAAACUAUAGUAAGCGCUCGCUAGUUAUACUAAGCCCUCCCCCCAAAUAGCUGACGCGGUCGAAUAAAAAUGACAGCAAGAAAGAAGAGUUAUUGUAAUGUUGGCUAGACGCAACGGGAGACCAUGUUCCAAUUUCAAAACAGAGUAAAUCAAAAAAUCACAUGUGAGCAAUUCUUGCUGGAAUCAGCCUUUUUAAACAUGUAAGUUUUAUUUUGGGUGAAACAUUCGUCCCAAUUAAAUGAUCGGAAGUAACCUUUUGCGUCUUUGGUUCAUUUUUAUAAAUCUGAAUAUUAUUUUUUACACAAACAUACUCUAGUAACUGCAAAAAAAUGUUACAAUGUUCAACAGUGUUGAAGCAACUGAAGUAUUUCACUGCGAACUUAGCUCACAUUUUCAUUAAAAUCCAUGACAUCUAGCAUGACCUGGUUGCCAGAUCUUCAGUUAAUUUUCCAAAUUGGAUUUAUAUAAUAAAUCGAAUGAACAUCACGUUUUGUUUUGUCCUGUGAGCCAUAAUUUGAAACUUAUUUUUUAAUUUUUUAAGGUAUUUGAAAAUCUGGCAACCCGGUCUAGAGUUUCGAUCAUGUGAAACGUACGCCAAUUCUUGGAAAACUUCUGUUCGUCUGAAUCAAAUUGUGAAUCGACAGAUUGCUUACUACCGACCUAUUUACUGCCGUUCUACGCACAAUUUUCCCAUGUUCAAAAAAGGGCAACUGAGAAAAACGCGAUUGAAAUUUUUCGAUCGAUUUCUGUGUUUCUACGCAUAAUUGUCUCGUGGGUCCCUAUGCGCCCUAUAAGUCCCUAAUCACCCGGUUAACAUUUAAGCACCCUUAGUUGUAAUCUUCUUGCAAAUAAACAGGUAAACAAGAUAAAAGGUUUCGUAUAACUCAUGAUUUCGUAAAUAAUAGAACAUACUUGGUGGGACAAUUAUGCGUAGAAGUUCAACGAUGGGACAAACAGACUUGGUGUUGUUUUCAAUGAUUUUCUUAACAAAGUACUAGAUUUUAUGUAUUUUUCGGAAAGUAUACGUAAAACUAAACUGAAAAAUGAUAAAAAGUCAGAAACGUUUAAAAAUGACAUGGGACAAUUAUGCGUAAAAUAGCGUCUGCAAAAAACAGAACUUCGUAAGUUACGGCAUUUUCCAUAAAGGUGCUUCAAAAAACUCGAGUCGUGGUGUCAAUAUGGCGCUGCCUUCCCAUUCCACCUUAAGCUUUAUGAAUUCGAUUCGAUUUUCAUGCAUUUUUAUACCACAGUUAUGAAACUAGAUAAAAGAACCUAUUUUACGAAAAAAAUCAUUUUUCUUUAUUUUUGAAUCAUUUGAACUGUCAUGAUUUUUGAAGAAUGUUGGGAAAAUGUUUGUAAAAUGUAAAAUGUUAAAAAAAAUGUUUCAAUUCCAUUCUGGAAAUACUUACGCUACCUGCUGGAAAAAUUCUUUAGUGACGAAACGGCCCUUUUCUUCUUGCUGAAAGUUCAUUAUAACACUCAUUUGACUCCUGAAAAGUUAAAAAUUCAGCACUUGUAUCGUUAACUAUUACAUUUCAAAACUGUUUUAGAUUUAGACCUACCUUGACGGCAAAUAACAUUCAAUUGGAAAAAAAUCCAAUUCAAAUGGUGUUUUCCAGAAUUUUAAAAUAAGUUGAGUUCAACUCGUUGCAAAACUUAUCAGAACACUUCGUGUUUAUACACUCGGAAGAGUCCCGUUAGAUAAUGGACGACUCGUGCUGAAAAAAACAGCAUUUUGGAACUUCAGGCCUAAAUAAUCAUAUUUAGGGUUUUACUAUGUGUACAACAAAAGUUUUGAAAAAACAGUAUAUUUUGAAACUAUAUAAAUUUUGAAAUGUUGUAAGGACUUUAUUAAUAAAUUAAUUGUGAAGAAAGUUUGCACAAUGAAAAUGAGAAUUACAUUCGAAUGGAAUGGCAAUAAAUUGUUUUAAGAGUUAGUAUAAAAAAAUCUAAAAUUCUGGAAGUUGGGAUUUUUUUACAUACUCUCAAAAAGUUAUGACUUUCUCAAUGGGAAAUUCUCCGCCAACUCACGCAAAAUCGCGAAAAGUUCCCGAAUCCCCUUCGAUUUGCGUGAAACUUUGUCCUUAGGGGUAACUUUUGUCCCCAAUAACGAAUCCGAGCUCCACCUUGUGACAGAAGGUGGUACGAUCAAUUUUUGAACAUUCUAAAAAUGACGUGUUUUUCAAUAAUUUGCAGCGUUAAUUGUUUAAUGUAUGGAAAUUUCAGGAUUUCAAAUAAAUUGUAUUUUCAUCGAUAAAAAUGCAAAAAAAUUUUUUUUUUAAUUCUGUCGUGGAACUACUUACUUUUCCUGUCAUUCUUGAACGACGAAAUAGCCUACGUUUCUGUACCAAAAAUAACAAAAUCGAAUAGCAACACUUUUCAAAAAAAUGUUGUAUCGAACUCGUUGCAAAUCUUGAUUGUUCAGCACUCGUCGUAUUUAUCCAACUCGGUGAACCUCGUUGGAUAAAUGUACGACUCGUGCUGAAAAAAUCCUCUUUUCGCAACUUGUUGCAUAAACUACUAUUUAAAAAUUGUAUCGUUUUUCGCUACUGAACUGUAAAAAACUUGGGACAUAUCAUUUCAAAAGAAAUUUAAUGUACUUUUGGAAUCAGCAAUAACUAAAAAUGGUUAUUUUUACAUUUAGAACAUUUUUUUUCCAAUUGAAGUUUCGUUUUUUUGUAACUUUGCAAAGUUAGAGUGUAACUAUCUGCCCACCAUUGAAAAAACAGCUAAUAUCCACUUUUGACAAAAACGAGAUAUUAGCACCAGGUGGUAGAGGAUGUUCCAACGCAUCUUCUGGAACUUGAAUUUUACUGAAAUAGAGUUCAAACUUGGCUGCCGAUGCGAAAAACCAAACGGCUAAUAUGCCACUCUUAUGGGAAAUAGCCUUGACGGAGAUUUUGUGACAAACACUAAAACGCGUUUUUCUCGGAAUACUUGAUUUGGCAUAAUAGCCGAAUUUUCAAUUAUCGGCAGCUAUGCUCUACAUUGUUGUGAGUAGACAAUUACAAAAAAUGAUAUAUAAACAUAAGGGGUUUGCUUGCAACCAUCACGGGUUUUUUUUUUGCUGGAUCCCUUUUACAUUUGAAAAACCCAUCAAAGUCACCCCAGUUUACGGUAUCAAAAUUUGAAAGAGUCAACCAAAGAUGCAAAUGUAUCCUCUGGAGUUUUAUAAAAACGUGUCAACUAAGUUUCGUCCAAAUAAAAAAGAAGCUUUUCAAAUGGCUGAAAUCCUCGAGAAUUGCUUACUCGUUGAAUAAGUAAAAAAAAGACCGCCCAUGUCUGACUGAUUUUUCGAGCUCCUAGGAAGAAUAGUCGUCGCUAUUUUAAAAAAGUGAAACAAAAAUCUGCAUGCAAAAAAACCAAUUCCUCCCCCCGGAAACACACCUUCACCCACGGCAAAACUUAGACACUCUCUCUUUCACUCUAGACUCGUUCACUCACUCACACAUGAUACUGUAAUCCCCAUUUAAUAGGCUUUUCUCGAACCAUCACCUACUAACCAAAACACAGAAACACAAUUCGUCUCCCAGUGCAGAUGGUAACUUCUCACCACACCACAAACUCAUCCCCAUUCCCCGCGCUCCACUUUUUGCUAAUACUAGCGUUUUUUGAGAGGAAAAACUUACGAUAACAAAAGAAGAAGAAGAAAACACACACUCACAAAAAGCGAAUAUUUCCAAGAAAUGUAAUAAAUAGUACUCUAUAUUACAAUAACUAUUAUAUGACAAAAAAGAAGAAGUAAAAUUACAACAAAACCAGAAAGCUGAUAUUAAGGAAACAUCC